GAUGGAAUUAGAUGGACUAGGGGGCGUGGGGGGGGGUUAGCAGCGUAUGAACGCGUGGAGCAACGCCGUUCGGGGAUUGGUUGUAAAUUUGCAUAGAGUUCGGAUGCUCCAUAUGCCCAGCCCCUCCCUAUUCACCCUCAUCCUCGAACCCGGAAGAUUCUCUAUUGCUCGGUCACGAUUGAUAUUCGCUCGGCGCCUCGUUGUGCAUCUGAGCCAUUCGAUGUUCGUCGUUGGUUUCAGCGUGGAGAAUCGAGACGAUGCCACGGCCGCCACGACUUUGCAUACUUCGUGACAUCUACUUUGUCUGACGGUGGUCCGGAACUCAUGUGAUUUGAUAUGUCAGUAGUAAUAUCACAUUCCGGAAGGACUGGUAAUCGGU
Messenger RNA from Eremomyces bilateralis CBS 781.70, 379 nucleotides. RefSeq lists its product as uncharacterized. The transcript has a single exon. The record is from RefSeq and is a predicted model, not a curated record. The coding region runs from base 47 to 292 and encodes 81 amino acids. Lineage: Eukaryota; Fungi; Ascomycota; Dothideomycetes; Eremomycetales; Eremomycetaceae.